AUGCUCUCACGUGUUGCUUCAGUGAAGGCACCCCGCACACACAACCGUCGCCGCGUGACUGGAUCCAGCGGAAUGAGGAGGGAAGGAGGAGAGAGUGAGCCGCAGAGACCCAGCAUGUCCCGGCAUGUGUUUGCUUCCGCGGUGCUGCUGCUCCUCGUCACGACGAUGUGCUGCGCCACCUGUGGAGCUGCGCCUGCAAAGGAGAAUGAUGGCAACAGUGAUUUAAGAAGUAUUCAGGAGCUGCAAUGGGUCGAUCUAUUUGUGCCGCAGACGACGCUGGUGCUGCCGGAAGGUGGAGGUACUUUGGGGACGAAGUGGGAUUCAUUUGUUUCACCCUCUCUUGUCAGUGCUGGUGGAGUAAUUGCUGCUUUUGCCGAAGGUUACGUGUAUGGCCAAUAUGACACUAAAUAUGUAUUAAUUAAGAACUAUUCUUCUGAAGUUGUUGCGGAGUACAUCGACUCUUCGUGGGAUUGGUCCACUCUUGUUGAAAAGGUGAAUGAAAGUACAUGGAAGGCACAAAGCGUGCUUGGUACAACGGAUGGAACGAAUAAUCGUGUGGGUAUUUUACUCAAUCCAACAACAACGACGAAGGACAAUAAGGUGUUUCUUCUUGCGGGAAGCGCUGAUGUGCACUAUGAAAGUGGUGGGAAAUGGAAAGAGGGCAAAUUCGAACUAAAACUGGUUGUGGGUGAAGCACAAAGCCUUCUGCGGGCGAAGGGCCAAGUGGAUGGAUUAAAUGGGGCGAAAUCAAGUCUCCGUUCAACGAGAGU
Molecule: messenger RNA, 770 nt
Organism: Trypanosoma cruzi
Lineage: Eukaryota; Euglenozoa; Kinetoplastea; Trypanosomatida; Trypanosomatidae
Product: trans-sialidase, putative
Exons: 1
Source: RefSeq, a predicted model, not a curated record